AACAAUUCGUGUUGAAGCAAUGCAUAAUAAUUAGAACCAGAGCGUAUAUUACUCUCUGCUGCAACUAUAAAUUUACAUAGAGCAUCUACUAUUGAGAAUAUUGAAAGUACAAAAAUACUUUGAGGAAACAAUUAUAUUUGGUUUUAUAUGAGAAUUUAAGAAUGUCACCAUUCACAACAUACCAGUACAUUAUCACAACGUUUUUCCUAAUACUCACCCUCACAUUAGUCCUACUUUACAAAAAAUGGUUCUCCUAUUGGAAAGACAAAGGCCUCAAUUAUAUAGAGCCUACCAUACCUUUUGGAAAUGCCUCCCGAUUUUUCUUAGGUCAAUGUAGUUGGGCUAACCUCUUUAGAGACCUCUAUUUGGAGGUCAGAAAAAAAGGCUGGAAGCAUGCAGGAGUAUACUUUUGCGGAAAACCAGUCUACAUGCCUGUAGACAAUGAAAUCAUCAAGAGAAUACUUGUUUCCGAUUUCAUACACUUCGCCAACCAUGGAGUUUUUGUAGACAAGUCAUCAGAUCCUUUGUCAACACACAUUUUUAAUAUGGAAGGCUACAGAUGGAAGAACAUAAGAUCUAAGCUUCCUAUAGCUUUUACAGCAGCAAAAAUGAGACGAAAUGUGAUCAUAAUGAACGAAAUAAGCAAAGAAUUCAUUAAGGAACUCGAUAAAGAAGUCAAUUCUAAUAAUUCAAUCAACAUAAAGGACCUAUUAAGUCGUUUUACAAUUGAUGUAGUAAGCUCUUGUUCUAUGGGAAUGAAGAGCAACACUCUAAAGCACGAAAACGAGACUUUGGUGGAACAAAGUACGUCAUUCUUUGAAGACCAAUGGAGUAGAACGAGUAAUAUCUUGGUUACAUUGAUCCCAAGAAAGAUUUUGGUAAUGUUACAUUUCAAACUCUUCAACAAGAGAGCUUCAAACUUCUUUUUGAACAUGUUCAAGCAAAUAAAAGAUCACAGACUGACAGAAACUGUCAAACGGAACGACUUAACAGAUUUAUUACUGGAUUUAUGUGAUGGAACAAAGGAACAUAAGGAUUAUGCAGGUGAUGGUACGAUGGAGCCUCUAAGUUUUGAUGAAUUUGCUGCGCAGAUGUAUGUGUUUUUCGAGGCGGCGUUUGAAACAUCUUCUAGUACGCAGACCUUUGCUUUGUAUGAACUGGGUGCUAACAAGGAGGUUCAGGAUAGGCUAAGGAACGAAAUAGAAGAAGUUUUGAAGAAGCACAAUGGUCAAGUAACGUAUGAGGCUGUCUGUGAAAUGGAAUACUUGGAAAGAGUUAUUGAUGAAACUCUACGAAAAUAUCCAGUUUUUCCAUCGUUGGCUAGGAUAUGUACCAAGGAUUAUGUCGUUCCUGGAACGGAUGUGACUAUAGAGAAGGACAGUUUUGUUAUGAUAACGAAUCUAGGUAUCCAUUACGAUCCCGAGUACUAUCCAGAUCCGAUGAAGUUUGACCCGGAACGAUUCACAGCAGAAAAUAAAGCUAAGAGGCCUUAUUGCUCAUACGUACCAUUUGGAGAAGGUCCUAGAAUAUGCCUUGGUAAGCGAUUUGGACUAUGGCAAAUCAAAAUAGGCUUAAUCAGUAUCCUUAGAAACUAUGAAGUCAGUUUAAGUGACAAAAUGCAACUGCCACUGGCCUUCAAAAAGACUGGAUUAAUUUUAAGAGCAGAAGGCAGUGUAUGGCUACAUUUAGAAAAAAUAAAUUAGAUGUUUAUUUAACAUAAAAAAAACGAAACUAAUUUUAAUGGAUAUAAAAUGUGAUAUAUAUUUUUUAGUUUUUUUUUGGUUAUGUAUAAUAAAUUGUUUAACUUCUUAUAA
Sitophilus oryzae (rice weevil) is the source of this 1814-nucleotide messenger RNA. Its product is annotated as probable cytochrome P450 6a23. Gene Ontology annotation, molecular function: oxidoreductase activity, acting on paired donors, with incorporation or reduction of molecular oxygen; monooxygenase activity; heme binding. The transcript has 4 exons. The record is from RefSeq and is a predicted model, not a curated record. Lineage: Eukaryota; Metazoa; Arthropoda; Insecta; Coleoptera; Curculionidae. The coding region runs from base 162 to 1703 and encodes 513 amino acids.